Molecule: messenger RNA, 1416 nt
Organism: Trypanosoma theileri
Lineage: Eukaryota; Euglenozoa; Kinetoplastea; Trypanosomatida; Trypanosomatidae
Exons: 1
Coding region: 1-1416 (471 amino acids)
Source: RefSeq, a predicted model, not a curated record
AUGUCCAUGUUGCCGUGUUUUACACAAUCAUCAAACUUAUUAACGGCCCCAGAAUCUGAAUUACAGGCCAAAUAUGAUGCCUCCGUUAGGCGCUGGUUAGCCGCCAAGCGGGUCACGAAAGCCGCCGAGUGGGAAAGGGAUAAUAAAGAGAACUUGGCAGCACGAAAACCAUACGACACCAGAGAAUCGCAUUUUGCUUGGGCAGAAUAUUGGAAGUCAGAUAUCAUUUUUGUUGAAGUUUUUAACGAAGAACGUGCUGCAGAGUGUAAAAAAUGUGAAGCCGCCGCAAAUUUAAUGAUCCACCAACAUGGUGCUGAUUCCGAUGCAGCGCAGAUUGCAAUGUGCCGCGCAGAACUAAUCCGAACAGGCGGUAUUCUCCUUGAUGGUAUGCAAUGUUUGUCGACAUGGUACAAGUGGAGAGCUAAAGUUAUGUGUAUGUUCCAUGGAAUAAUGGCGAACGCCAUGGAUUCGGAAGCUGCUGAUUCAGAUAGACUCGUUUUACAUCGUAUGAUGGUUUCAAACUGUAUUUCUUCGGUAAGAAAUGAAUUUGAAGAUUUUAUAAGAGUAGAAUCCAAUGGUGAAGCUUUUUGUAGAGCUCGGGUAGCUGCCGUUGCAGCACUGGAUAGUUGGGAAAAAACAGGUGAUCGUACUGAUUGGGAUAAGGCCAAACCAAAGUAUGAUACCGAAUUGGAAAAAUGGAAUGCGUUUAAACCUAAAGGCGAUCAAAAUGUGAAAGAGUUAGAGGUAAAGAUUGGUAAAUACGUUAAAAAUCAUCCAGCAUCGUUUUCCAUUGUUCAUGAACUUACACAAUUCCGAAUUCAGGUACUCGAGACCGAUGUUGAGCAAAAGAGUGAGCAGAUCCGUGGAUUAAGGGGGGAAGUAGGGCAAAGAGAGAAAAGGAUUCAAGCGCUGGAAAGUGAAGUGGAGUGUAGGGACGGAGCAAUUUGUGCACUGAAGAACGAAAUAAAUCAAAAGGGCAUGAGAAUUCAAAUGCUUGAGGAUAAAGUUCAACGGAAUGGUGACAAAAUCCAUUUGUUUCAGGACACGAUUCAUCAGAAGGACAGUCAAAUGCACUCGCUUGAUUGGGACGUCAGGCAAAAAGCCGUUCGAAUCCAACUGCUCGAAGGUGAAAUAGAGCGACAACGUAAAAAAUUCUGUGAUCUUGAAAGCGAACAGCUUGAAAAAAACAAGGAAAUUGAAAAAAAAAUUAUGGAACUUGAGAGUGCUCUUGAGGAGAAGGAUAAAAGAAUCCGUGCACUUGAAGAGGAUAUGCUAGAACAAACCAGUAGGUUUAGGCCAGGUAAAGCAAACCACAUCCCUGAAGGAUCUACACAGCAAAGAUGGAGUAUUAAACCCAAAACCAUGUCGCGCGACUUACAACAACAGUCGCUAUCGACUCAUUUUUACACGAUCUAG